Leishmania mexicana MHOM/GT/2001/U1103 is the source of this 1365-nucleotide messenger RNA. RefSeq lists its product as hypothetical. Lineage: Eukaryota; Euglenozoa; Kinetoplastea; Trypanosomatida; Trypanosomatidae. Bases 1 to 1365 code for a protein of 454 amino acids. The transcript has a single exon. The record is from RefSeq and is a predicted model, not a curated record. Gene Ontology annotation, molecular function: monooxygenase activity; FAD binding.
AUGCGCGUCGUCAUCGUGGGCGCCGGUCUUUCCGGCCUCUCACUGGCCGCUUUUUUGCGGCGGCUUAAUGUGGACUGCGUCGUACUCGAGCAGGCGCCGUUUCUGCAGGCCAACUACAUUGCCCCGUAUACGCUCUUCGCCAACGCGCUGAGCUGUUUUAAGGCGUUUGGCAUGGAGCACAUCUUCACAAGCAGCGACAUGCAACCGGAGGCGUGCUUCGGCAUUCAGAGCCACAAGGGAAAGUGGUUGCUCAAGAUCGCGAACAGGAAUCUCCACCUACCGGCGCUGGGCGCCGAGGAUGUCAUCCCGCUCAGCACGGCACCCCCGGCGAACAGCGAGUCGAUCGUCUCGCAGAGACUGUCAGAGGUCAGGAAGCAAGAGAUGGGGUACGUGCCACUUCGGUGCACCCUACCGGCCUCCUAUCUGCGCGAGGCCCUACGGCGAUGCAUACCGGAAAUAAAAUUUUCUGCCCCAGUCAUCGACCUGCUGCCGCAUGACGGUGUCAAAGGCGGGGUGCAUGCGGUACUCGAAGAUGGAAGUACCGAGUGGGGCGACGUUGUGGUUGGCGCGGACGGCAUGCACAGUACGAUUCGGCGCCUCUUGUAUCCUAGCGAGCACGUUGGAACUAGUAGCCGCUCACUUGGGAUGAUGCAGAUUGACGGGUUUGUUGACUGCCCACAUUGCCCACCGCAUCUCAUGCAUCCCGUUGAGUGCUGGGGAACGCGCCGUACACUACAGACAGUUCCCCUCCACCGCUUUGGCGAAAACACUCUCGCCUUCUCGGCAACGCUGCACUCGCCGCCGCAGGAGCUGGUGGACCUCCGGCAAGGUAUGGAUGCCAUGGAGGUGCUGCAGGUGUUUCAGCGCCUGCUCGGUCGCGAAUACGCCGGUUUCGGUGACCGGGUCGCCACACUGCUGUCUCAGGCGAAGUUAGCAGUGCCAACGGAGGUUCUGGAGGUGCCUGUCAUGCCCAGAUGGUACAACCGCCGAGCUGUGCUCAUGGGCGAGGCCGCACACGGGUCACUGCCUUCCUUUCUCAGCCAAGACGCCUCGUUGUGCGUGGAAGAUGCCGCUCUCCUGGCUGUUGCCUUGCUAGAUGUUCCACUGCAACGCGACAGCGGCUUCGAGUACGCGUUCCGCCAGUACGAGACGGUGCGGCGCGAUCGCGUAGAGCGGUACAUACGCCAAUCCCGUCGGGCUCGCAAGUUGACGGCGAUGACGAACGCGGCGCUGCGCAACACGCUGCUGCGACUCACAUCGCCCAUCGCUGUGGAUCUGGCGCAGCGCUGGCUCUCGAACUGGACCUACAGCUCCCAGCAACUAGCGGUGGAUCCAAGGAUCAAGAUGGAGACGGCGUUUCGCUGA